Schistosoma turkestanicum is the source of this 800-nucleotide messenger RNA. NCBI's taxonomy places the organism in Eukaryota, Metazoa, Platyhelminthes, Trematoda, Strigeidida, Schistosomatidae. The record is from the annotation of a GenBank genome assembly.
AUGUGUAUUUUUAGACUUGAACCUCCUAUUCACAUAUAUGACACUGCAAAUAAUAUUAAAUUAAACAACAAUAAUGAUUAUAAAUCUGAUCCAUUAAAUCAUAAUCAUGAACAAACCACAUUGUUAUUCAAUCCAAUAUAUCCUCCUGCUACUUGUACGCCUCAGACUAAUAAUAUCUGUCAAACAACCACAGAAAGUAGUAGUACAAUUGUAAAUCAAUGCGACGAUACUAGUUUAACACAAUUAAAAACAACAGCAACAACAACAACAAAAUAUGCUGAUUUAUCAUUUUUACCAAAUUCAUCUUUACAUAAUGCCUUCUUAUCAUGUAACAACAACCCUUUAUUAUUGACAAAUACAAAUAUAAAUACAAAUACUACUGAUCCUAAUCAUUCUAACAUUGUUCAAGCGACAACAUCCACAACCGCAACAACCACAACAUUAUCAAAUAAAACAAUCAAAGAGUCGUCAAUAGGUAAAAAACCCCAGCACCAACACCAACCACAACCACAACAGUCACAACAACAGUCUGUCUCCUCAGUUAAUCAACAUCAUUGUACUAGUUUAUCUAAAGGUACUGUCAAUUGUCUGUAUGAUAUUGAAAUCAGUUCAUGUUCCACAGCUUAUGAAUCAGUGAUAGAGUAUACACCAACCUGUGAUGAUAUUACUUCUAAACAGAAAACAGUCAGAGAAGUUUAUGAAGAUGCUGAAGCAUUGUAUCGACAUUUAUCUGACUUAAAACAAUCGAACAAUUCUAAUGUACAAGCAAUCACAAAUUCAUCAACUGAUUAGCGCAUUCA